AGUAUAAUUGCCAUUGGUUUGGUACAAGGGUUGAUAACUUCAGAGUUUAACAAGACAUAGAAAGAAGCUUCACAUGAAAUACAAACUAGAAUUGGAUUAAAUGUGCAGAGCGGAUGGUCCUCACUUGGACACAAACAGUCACCAGCUAAGGAUCUAACACAAAUACCCCAAAGGGGAACCUUUUACUCAGGCAAAUUGGCCCUCUCUGUGUGUAGCUUUCACCAGUCACCAAGCUGCCCUGACAAAUUGGAGUUACAUCGUGCAUGGUACUCCUUGCUUGAAUGAGUACAUGUCUGUGACACGUGAAUGAGCAUUGAUUACAAUAAACACAAACAGUUGUAUUUGAUCCGACUCUUUCAAGUUGAAUUAUUGAGAAGGAGAACUUGUGUCGCUGACUACUUUGGGAGGGGAAACAGUUGGAAAUAACAAACAUGACUUCACACGAAACCUCACACUUGUUCUGCCAAAUCUUCAUGGUCCUUCUGGCUACAUGGCUAUGCAUAGCGCCCUCAACAGCCAAGCCAGCAGGCAGGCGGAGGAGUCAAGACAUUGAGAACCAGAUCCAAUCGGAUACAGGGAGUCUGGUGUAUCAGCUGAUGGAGAAGAUGCAGGGAUUAACAGAUGAGGUCAAGGAGUUGAAAGAGAGACAAGAGAAGCUGAUGACGAGGGAGUACGGACCUUCAGCGAUAUCAGACAGGCAUGUCACAAAGAUCGAUGGGGCAGCUCCUCUGGACUGUCAAGAGGCCAAAUCACGGACACCAUCAGCAAAGAGUGGACUCUACUACAUCAAACCAAGGGGUAUCUUUGAGCUCAUCCCAGUCUACUGUGACAUGACGACAGAAGGUGGUGGAUGGACACUGCUGCAACGUCGCAAGGAUGGCUCUGUCGAUUUCAACCAAAACUGGCAUGUCUAUUCUCGAGGGUUCGGCAGCCUCACCGGUGAAUUCUGGUUGGGGAAUGAGUUUAUGCACCUGCUGACAGAGCAGUACAACUACAAACUCCGAGUGGAACUUACCGGCUGGGAGGGUCAGCAGCUAUAUGCUGAGUACUCAGACUUCAAAAUCGAAGGCAAACGGGCCGACUUCAGGCUGCGAUUGGGAGAUUUCCUUGGCGGCAAUGCAACCGAUGCACUCAGCUACCACAACGGAAAGAGCUUCACGACCAUAGACAAGGAUAAUGAUGACAGUAGCAGUAUUAACUGUGCCGUGGUUCACAAUGGAGGAUGGUGGUUCAAGAGCUGCGACAGGGCGAACCUUAAUGGCCUCUACUACCAAGUCUCUCAGUACAUGUACCAAGGAGACUGGGAUGAUGGUAUUGAGUGGAAGGAGACCGAUGGAUUAUUGCCGUUUUACUCGUAUAAAGCAACAGAAAUGAAAAUCAGGCGGAUGGAAUAAAAUAUGCAAUAACCUCCAAUUUUAUCUAACAGAAGAAGAAAAAAAGACCUUGCAUAAACUUGGCUGCAAAAUUUGGCAAAAACCAAAAUUGUGGUUAUGAGAGAAAAGUGUUGAAAUUGUGUGGAUUGUUUAUCCACAGGGUGUCAGAAAAGUAGGGUGAGUGCCUCUUGUCACUGUCAUGCCCAGUGGCCUUUUAUGGACAGUGUGUCCCUUGUGACCUUUGUGGCAGUUGUACACCCUUUUGUCAUGUUUCAACUUUGAGAGGGCAAGGCCAUUUUCAUUUUCUAGGCUUGGUAUGGUGUUAUGGUUCAUAGAACUUAGGGCAGGAUAUCACUAUCAGUGGUGUGAUAUAUUUGUACUAUUUGCCCAAAGAAAUUCUAACAAGGACCAAGCCCUGUUUAAUCACUUGGCAAUAAAAGUGUUUCCAGAAACGAAAACAUUUUCAUAGAGAGUAGUUCUACUUUCUUCGCCUCUGCAUUACUUUGUAAAGCCCAUAAUUUAGCUGAAAAGGCCAAUGCUUCUACAUGAUUUCUGACAAAUUUGAACGGCCAUCUUUCCGAUUGUAACUGAAUAAGAAUUAAAAGAUACAACCGGCAUGUCAAAUUUGAAAAAGGGACUUGCUCUUCCUUAUAUUUUUGCUUACAUUUAAAAUGUUACAAUUGUUUUCCCUCGCCUUAGAUUCUGUCAAUUACUUAACGGCGGAUAAUUAUCUUUUGCUGAGGUCUAUUUAUAUAUUAUAAUUUUGCUUUUUAGAUCUUUUUUAGAUCCAGCUAAAAAAAAAAAGCGAUUGAUUUCACUCUGGCAUACUAUUGAUGUUGAUUAUAAUGCCAGUUUCAGAUGUCCUUUUCUAUGAAAAUGUUUAACUAAUUCAAACUAUUUUCAUGAUUUUAGUUUAAAUGUUCAGGGAGACAAUUGUACAAAAUAUUGAACAAUAAUAACAAACUCCUUUCGUUCCAGAAAUCUGUUGUAGAGUAAUAUUUAAAAACAAAUUGCAAGCUGUAACCAUCACUAUUUUAUUUGCAUGAUCGUAUUAUUAACUAAAACACAUCUGUUUUAUAUAAGACAUAACAUUUCAAUAAUGUUUAUUUCAUUGUACCCUUUAUUCUGUAAAUAUUCCCACAAUAUAUUGCUGUAAAUAGUGCAUCUUUUUCAUACAACAUUUAAUCACUGUAUCAGCUGUGCUGACAAAGUAACCUAAUUAGAUUAUUCUAAUGAGUAGAUGUAGAUUUAGGUCACAGUUACAUCAUGUAUGCAAAUCACCUUAUGAAUAUUUAUUAUUGUACCCCUUGGUAGAUGUGAUAGUUGUGCUGUCUAAUUGGGACAAUUCGUCCAGUACAAGACCUUGUUGAACAUUUGAAUAUCCUACCCUAAAGUUAAAUUUUCUCCUAACCUGGAACACAUUGCAAACAAGAAAGCAUCAUGAAAAAGUGGCUUGCAUUAUCCUUAGAUAACUACAAGACUACUGGUAAUACAAAAACAAAUUGCUUAGCACAGACACAGGAGCAUUCUUUAUAGCAGACAAAAUACCAUGUGAUUGUUCCUCACUUGUUCCCUGCUUAAUUUUGAUAAGCAGAAAGACAUUCUACUUCUGCUGCUGAAGCUUUAAUAACGUGGUUAUGAUUCUUGUUUACCUAAAAACUGCGAGGUGUAUUUUUCUUGUCCCAACCAAGCGUUGAAAUAAAAGCAGUCUUAGUAAAUACCAGUAAAAUCAUACAAAUAACUGUAAAUUAUUUUAGUGAUAAGUCGCUUUCAUUGUGAAAAGUUUUAAAAGUAAAUACCAGUAAAAUCAUACAAAUAACUGUAAAUGAAUGUAGUGAUAAGUAGCUUUCAUCAUGAAUAGUUUUAAAAAUGAAAGUGUUUAUAAGUGGUCAGUCUUGUGAAUAAAAAGUGUUAUAUUCUACAUGAAA
This is a messenger RNA of Asterias rubens (European starfish), 3301 nucleotides long. Its product is annotated as microfibril-associated glycoprotein 4-like. Bases 432 to 1394 code for a protein of 320 amino acids. NCBI's taxonomy places the organism in Eukaryota, Metazoa, Echinodermata, Asteroidea, Forcipulatida, Asteriidae. The record is from RefSeq and is a predicted model, not a curated record. The transcript has 3 exons.